AUGGAUACACUUCAGCUCAAUGAGAAGCGGUGGGCAAACUAUGAGACUGAGAAGGCUCUUACUCACCUUUGUGCCAUAGGCUCUAUGUUACAUGAAGGAAUACUUCAGCAUGUCCUCUUUCCUAUCAAUAUUUACAACAUCCAUUGGGCUGCUAUUGAGGUCAAUGUGAUUGAUCAAACACUGAUUUUCUUGGGUGGAGUCAACCCGGUCAUGACAUUGACAUCAUUCAUCAUUGGCUGGGCCAUCAUGGCCUCUCUGGAUUUACAUGCUAUAUUUUGCAAUCCUUUGUUCAACGAUAACAGAGCAUUCUCCCUCUGCAUGGAAGAAUUUUUGGAUCUUGCUUAUGAUCAUCUUGAGCUCUUGGUUCCUGACGAUGGCAUGGAUAUAUGUAAUGGUUCAGAUGUGGAUGAUGCCAGUGACUUCGAGCCAGAAGAGACUUCCUCAGGUGCAGAGAGUGAACAUGAUCUUGAAGUAGAAGAGACUCAGCCAUCUAUCUCCACCCAAUCAUCAUCCAUGCAAACUAAUAAACCAAAACUUGACCUUCGUACAACUGACACAGACAAAAACAAAGGUCUGUUCAAGUUCUUCCCAAAAGUAUCAUGCAAGGAGCAUCUACAAUGUGCUUGGAAGCCUUUUGCUUGGGAGCUCAGAGAUCAGGAGCGGGACCAUUAUCAGCAAGAAUUUAAUAAGUUUGAGAAGGCUACUUGCAAGCAUGAAAGAGCAGCUGAGUGA
Messenger RNA from Suillus fuscotomentosus, 732 nucleotides. RefSeq lists its product as uncharacterized. The record is from RefSeq and is a predicted model, not a curated record. The coding region runs from base 1 to 732 and encodes 243 amino acids. The transcript has 3 exons. Lineage: Eukaryota; Fungi; Basidiomycota; Agaricomycetes; Boletales; Suillaceae.